AUGUCGAAUAUUCCAUUCCCACGCUUGCAACCCACAGUCGAAACAGGCCCCAAACAGAUCCAACCGGACCUGAAUGUCAGGCUGAUUUGCCCAGACUGCAAGAACUCCGUGCCAAAUAUCAUUGAGGAGUUCGCCAGCGGCGAUCUCGUCUGCGGCGACUGCGGUCUAGUCCUCGGGGAUCGAAUUAUUGACACAAGAUCCGAGUGGAGAACUUUUGCGAAUGACGAUGGAGACGACCCUUCACGUGUCGGUGCCGCCGCGAAUCCGCUUCUUGACGGUUCGCAGUUGGACACGGUGAUCUCCAAAAGGGAUGGCGGUUCCGGAACUGCGCGAGAUCUUAACAAGGUCCACGGUCGUGCUAACGCUGUUAAGGGCGAGAAGAAUCUCCUCCAAGCUUAUCAGGAGAUCACCGCCAUGAGCGAUUCCAUCGGCUUGACCAGAAUAAUCGCCGAUAUUGCCAAGCAAUUGUACAAGCGAGUCGAGGAGGAGAAACUUUUGCGCGGUAAAAGCACCGAGUCAAUUAUUGCCGCUUGCAUAUUUAUCGCGUGCCGUCAGGAAAACGUUCCUCGCACUUUUAAAGAGAUCUGCGUGAUCACCAGGGUGCCCAAGAAAGAAAUCGGGCGUUGCUUCAAGACAUUGAUCCGUACCUUUGAAACAAAUGUGUCGACGAUGACGUCGGAGGAUUUGAUGUCACGUUUCUGUUCGAUGUUGAAUCUUCGAAUGGAGAUACAAAAGACAGCUAUCGUAUUAACCGCGAAGACGAAAGAGCUCGGAACACUUGCGGGAAAAUCACCUGUCUCUGUCGCCGCGGCUUGCAUCUAUAUGGCAUCAUGCCUCUACAACCAACCGCAAUCCACAAAGGAUGUAGCCCAGGUUACUGGCGUUUCUGAGGUGACCAUCAAGAAUUCGUAUAAGUUACUGUAUAAUGAGAAGAGAAGGCUCCUUGAAGGGAUGAAGCACAAUGUUGAUAAUUUGCCAUCACCGUGA
This is a messenger RNA of Acaulospora colombiana, 987 nucleotides long. Lineage: Eukaryota; Fungi; Glomeromycota; Glomeromycetes; Diversisporales; Acaulosporaceae. The record is from the annotation of a GenBank genome assembly.